Messenger RNA from Nannospalax galili (Upper Galilee mountains blind mole rat), 3166 nucleotides. It is a transcript of the gene Gnl3l, whose product is annotated as G protein nucleolar 3 like. Gene Ontology annotation, cellular component: nucleolus. The coding region runs from base 498 to 2051 and encodes 517 amino acids. NCBI's taxonomy places the organism in Eukaryota, Metazoa, Chordata, Mammalia, Rodentia, Spalacidae. The record is from RefSeq and is a predicted model, not a curated record. The transcript is spliced from 17 exons. Gene Ontology annotation, molecular function: GTP binding.
UGGGAUCCGGAAGCCGGAGCCCGGGAGUGCUGGUGCUGAGCGCCUACUCUGCCCACUUCGUGCUCUUUGCUGCUCUCGGAUGUUCCUGCUGGAACUGUAGGAAAUUGCCCGAUUUGAACAUUCUUUUCAAGCCAGUCUGAUCAGCAUGAUGAAGCACAGCAGGAUUUUCCUAUAGCCCCAGCUGUCCUGGAACCCACUAUGUAGACCAGACUGGCCUUGAACUCACAGAGAUCUGCCAGCCUCUGCCUCCUGAGUAUUGGGAUUAAAGGCAUGCACCACCACACCUGGCUGUAUUACUAUCUUAAUGCUGGAUCUAGACAGACAUGACUUCUGAGUGAGAAAAUAAAAAACCGGGUAAAGGUUCCAAAGGCUGCAAGAAGCCUGCAAAGCAAAGUGUGAAGAAAGUAGUCUCCAGACAGUCAUCUGCUUCCCAGUUUGUUCAUUGUAAUGAUCAUGCCAGUCGGGAAGCUGAAUUAAAGAAGAAAAGGGUUGAAGAGAUGAGGGAGAAGCAGCAAGUUGCCCGGGAGCAAGAGAGACAAAGACAUAGGACCCUCGAGAGCUAUUGUCAGGAUGUCCUGAAACGUCAGCAGGAAUUUGAAAACAAGGAGGAAGUUUUGCAGGAAUUAAAUAUGUUCCCUCAGCUGGAUGACGAGGCCACAAGGAAGGCCUAUUACAAGGAGUUCCGAAAGGUGGUUGAAUACUCUGAUGUGAUUCUAGAAGUUCUAGAUGCCAGAGACCCAUUGGGCUGCCGCUGUUUCCAGAUGGAGGAGACUGUCUUGCGGGCAGAAGGCAACAAGAAAUUGGUCUUGGUCUUGAACAAGAUUGACCUGGUUCCCAAAGAAAUUGUGGAAAAGUGGCUGGAUUACCUUCGCAAUGAGCUGCCAACUGUGGCUUUCAAGGCCAGCACACAGCAUCAAGUCAGAAAUUUGACUCGGUGUAGUGUUCCAGCGGAUCAGGCCCCUGAAUCGCUGCUGAAAAGCAAAGCCUGUUUUGGAGCUGAAAACCUCAUGAGGGUCUUGGGGAACUAUUGCCGCCUGGGUGAAGUGCGCACCCACAUUCGUGUGGGUGUUGUAGGCCUUCCCAAUGUGGGGAAGAGCAGUCUGAUCAAUAGCCUGAAGCGCAGCCGUGCAUGCAGUGUGGGAGCGGUUCCUGGUGUCACAAAAUUCAUGCAAGAGGUCUACCUAGACAAGUUCAUCAGGCUUCUGGAUGCUCCAGGCAUUGUCCCAGGACCCAACUCAGAGGUGGGCACCAUCCUGCGUAAUUGCAUCCAUGUGCAGAAGCUGACAGAUCCUGUGACCCCAGUGGAGACCAUCCUGCAGCGCUGUAACCUGGAGGAGAUUUCCAACUAUUAUGGUGUCUCUGGAUUCCAGACUACUGAGCAAUUUCUGACUGCAGUGGCCCACCGCUUGGGAAAGAAGAAGAAGGGAGGCAUAUAUAGUCAAGAACAGGCUGCCAAAGCUGUCCUGGCUGACUGGGUGAGUGGGAAGAUCAGCUUCUAUAUACCACCACCAUCUACCCACAGUCUGCCCACCCAUCUCAGUGCUGAGAUUGUCAAGGAGAUGACUGAGGUCUUUGACAUUGAGGAUACUGAGCAGGCCAAUGAAGACACCAUGGAAUGCUUGGCCGUGGGAGAAUCUGAUGAGCUGUUGGGUGACAUGGACCCACAAGAAAUGGAGAUCAAGUGGCUCCAUUCUCCGAUGCUGAAAAUAGCAGAUGCCAUUGAAAAUAAAACCACCGUGUAUAAGAUUGGAAACCUCACUGGAUAUUGCACCAAUCCAAACCGUCAUCAGAUGGGGUGGGCUAAACGCAAUGUAGACCACCACUGCCCGAGAGACAACCGCAUAGUGGAUGUCAGUUCAGUGGACCGUCGCCCGAUGUUGCAGAGGAUCCUGGAGACAGACCCUCUUCAACAAGGCCAGGUUCUGGCAUCUGCCUUAAAGAAUAAGAAGAAAUUACAGAAGCGUACAGAUAAAAUUGCCAGCAAGCUGUCUGAUUCCAUGAUGUCUAUCCUCGACCUCUCUGACAACUGUGAUGACUGUGCUGGUGACUGAUCAGCUGAUCUUCCUCCUCUCCCACUCCAAAGCAUUGCUUUCUCUGAGAUGGGAGAAUGCAGAUGGAGUUUGAGUCUCCCUGAUGCACCUGUGUAUUAGAAUACCUCCCAUGCCAUGUCCCUCCUGCCAUGGUGCCCUCCAUGCUCUCCAGUCACAAAAAAGUCUCAAGGUCUGGAGUUGCCAAAUCUAAUACCCUCUAUCAUAUCCUUACUGUUUUUUAAAUGAAUUUUGUUUGUUUUUGUGGUACUAGGGAUUGAACAUGUUAAACAAGAAGCCUGCCACUGAGCUGUAUCUCCCAACUUUUUUUGGAGAAAGGUUCUUGCUAUGUAGCCUAAAACUUGUAGUCUUUCUACCUCAGCCUCCCAAGUAGUGUAAUUGCAGGCUUUUGCCACCAUUCUCAGCUCCCACUGUAUUUUACAAGAUAAAUAAAAUAUCAGAACAGUCUAGGAAUUGUGACAGCAAACCUGUAAUCCUAGCACUUGGGAGGCUGAGGUAGGAGGACUGCAAGUUUUAGGUCAGUGUGGGCUACCUGGUAAGGCCUUUUGUCUCACAAAACAAAACAAAACAAAAAACAAAACAGAACACAGCAGAACACAACACAACAAACAAAACCUCCAAACAAAUCAGCAGAGUCCAGGUGCUAACAGUGUAUUUCUUGAUCUCAGUUCCUCGGCCUCUGUGGGUAGGGCUGAUAAGAGUUAACCUCACAGAACAUUCUGAACAGCUAGAGGCUAGACUGCUGGGAGUCCUAGGGUUCCCUGGGAGGGUUAUGAUUUUUUUAACCACUUCACAAAAGGUCUCAGUGUGCCAAGGCAUUCCUGCAGUAGCCUUCACCAGGCAUCUUCCAAGUCAGUGGGUAGGUCCUCAUCUGGGUAGCAUAGGAGUAGAGAAGAAAAAUGAUGAGUCUUCUAUGUCUCUGGAGGGUCUGGGGAUAGGGUUAAGAAAACAAGCAAGCUUGGCUAAUACUGAAGUGUGAUAGGUACUAUCUUGUUUGCAUAAAGAGAAAACAACUGGGUAGCAAGGGAGGCUGAGUACUUUAGGGGAAAAUCUCAUCUGGUAUUGUUGUGAAUAUGGAGUAAUCCUUUUUAAAUAAAAUACUCUGGGCUCUGCCUUCA